GGGGAAUGCAACUUUGUAAAUAAAGUGUGAUUUUUAAAUUAUCAAAAAUCCGUUAAUUUUUAUUGAGACAAAAAUUAAAUUAUUCAUGGAAUAUCUUAAAUGUUCUAUCGUAUGAUGUUGUCGCGAUGUAUGUAGCAUUUUGUGAAAUGUCCACACUCAUUACUUUACUAUCGUGUGUAAUUGUCUUUAACGGCUGCCAGGUUUUAGACCAAAACUGUAACGAAAAAUUUGAAUAUUUAAUCUUGCCCCGCAUUGCACGUUCUUUUGUUUUGAUUUCAUUAAGAUUUUAAAAUAAUUAAAUUAAUAAGGAAUUAUGGGCAAACCAAAGAACUUUUAUAUCCGAUAUAAGCUACUGGAACUAGAGAAUUACGUUAAUCACCCAGAGUCGUGUGUUAAGAAGGUACAUAAAGUUGAGAAGCUAAUCUUUGGCUCGAAUGUUGUUAAUAAUUUUAAAGAAUCAAUUUUGAGGAUAUUGAGUAGAAAGAUUGGAAAGUAUGACAGAAAUUUGGAUGGAGUAGUGCUGGAUUUUAGGAAUACAAAGAUUCUAAAUAUGCAAACAGGCAUAAGAUAUGACAGUUCAUAUUCAGUCAUUAACAUUGAGACAAACUUCUAUAUAUUCGCACCAAGAAAGGACGUUAUAGUUGAUGGAAUCGUUAAGCACAUAAAUAUCCAGAAAAUGGAAACAAUCAUUUCUGUUGUAAUCUACAGGGUCUUUAAUGUUAAAGUAACAUUCAAAGGAUGCAUUAAGAAGAAUGACGUUCACCAUAAUAAAGAAAUUAAGAUCAGAAUAAAAGAGUUUCAUUUUGAUAAUGAAAUUCCAUACAUUGAAGCCGAAAUGGUUGGAAUCGCCACAAUGAGCAAUACGAGAAAAGUUUUUGACGAUCUUCCUGAUAGUGGAAUCAGUGAAAGUAGCAUACAUAAUGAGCUUAGAGAAAACGACAGCGAUAGCGAUAAUAAAAGUGAAAAGUAUGAUCUAGAUCAAAGCAGAAUCAAGAUAAAGCAAGAAAGAGAAUCAAGCACUGAACCAUCUACAUCUAUUACCUCAUCUAAAAGACAUGCAAAAAGGAAGAUUGAGGAUAGUUAUGAUUUACCGCCAUUAAAGAAAAUAAAACAAGAAAAAUUAUUUGAUGACGAUUCUUUACAAAAUCACAUUACCACAAAGCAUAAUGAUAGUGAAACUGACUUUAAUGGCAGUGCCAAAAAAGAAAAGAAGACGAAAAAUCACGCAGAAGGGGAUAUGAGUUUAAGCAGUUCUUUCAACGAUUUCAAUUCUUCAGCAUGUACUGACAAAUUAACAACAAAAAAGAAGAAGAAAAAGAAGCGCAAUGCUGAAGACGAUUUUGAAUCUUCCCUACAAAUGCUCCUAGACGCAUCAAUCACAAUCAAACAGGAGAAAGUAUGAAUAUUAAUAGAAAUUUUAAAGAUGAACUAUUUUUUUUGAAAUAAAAGUUUUAAUCAAAAAUUGAA
Chironomus riparius is the source of this 1467-nucleotide messenger RNA. NCBI's taxonomy places the organism in Eukaryota, Metazoa, Arthropoda, Insecta, Diptera, Chironomidae. The record is from the annotation of a GenBank genome assembly.